Suncus etruscus (white-toothed pygmy shrew) is the source of this 9664-nucleotide messenger RNA. It is a transcript of the gene HTT, whose product is annotated as huntingtin. The transcript is spliced from 67 exons. Gene Ontology annotation, biological process: microtubule-based transport. NCBI's taxonomy places the organism in Eukaryota, Metazoa, Chordata, Mammalia, Eulipotyphla, Soricidae. Bases 1 to 9336 code for a protein of 3111 amino acids. Gene Ontology annotation, cellular component: cytoplasm; nucleus. The record is from RefSeq and is a predicted model, not a curated record.
AUGGCGACCCUGGAGAAGCUCAUGCGGGCCUUCGAGUCCCUCAAGUCGUUCCAGCAGCAGCAGCCGCCGCCUCCGCCGCCGCCGCCGCCGCAGUCGCAGUCGCAGUCGCAGUCGUCUCGGCUUCCCCCGGCGUCGGCGUCGCCGCCGCCGCCGCCGCCCCCGCCCCCGCCGCCGCCUCCGGGCCCGGCCGGGCCCGAGGAGCCGCUGCAGCGACCAAAGAAAGAACUCUUGGCUACCAAGAAAGACCGUGUGAACCACUGUCUGACAAUAUGUGAGAACAUAGUGGCACAAUCUCUCAGAAAUUCUCCAGAAUUUCAGAAGCUCCUGGGCAUUGCCAUGGAGCUCUUCCUGCUGUGUAGUGAUGACGCCGAGUCAGAUGUGAGGAUGGUGGCUGAUGAAUGUCUCAACAAAGUCAUAAAGGCGCUGAUGGACUCCAACCUCCCACGGCUACAGCUCGAGCUUUAUAAGGAAAUAAAAAAGAAUGGCGCUCCUCGGAGCCUGCGUGCUGCCCUGUGGAGGUUUGCUGAGCUGGCACACCUGGUCCGGCCCCAGAAAUGCAGGCCAUACCUGGUCAACCUAUUGCCUUGUCUGACUCACACAAGCAAGAGACCUGAGGAGUCUGUUCAGGAGACCUUGGCUGCAGCAAUCCCCAAGAUUAUGGCUUCCUUUGGCAACUUUGCGAAUGACAAUGAAAUUAAGGUUUUGUUGAAGGCUUUCAUCGCUAACUUGCAUGCCAAUUCCCCGACUGUACGGCGCACCGCGGCUGGUGCUGUUGUCAGCAUUUGCCAGUACUCCCGGAGGACACAGUACUUCUACAGCUGGCUGCUCAGUGUGCUCCUGGGCUUGCUUGUUCCCAUUGAGGAUGGACACUCCACACUUCUCAUUCUCGGGGUGCUGCUCACACUGAGGUAUUUGGUACCCCUACUGCAGCAGCAGGUCAAGGAUACCAGCUUGAAAGGCAGCUUUGGGGUGACACGGAAGGAAAUGGAGGUCUCACCUUCGACAGAGCAGCUUGUUCAGGUAUACAAGCUGGCCCUGCACUACACUCAGCACCAGGACCACAAUGUUGUUACCGGCGCGUUGGAGCUCCUGCAGCAGCUUUUGCGUACCCCCCCACCAGAGCUUCUGGUCACCCUGACCAUGGCCGGCGGUUGGGGGCAGCUGGUGGGUGCCAAGGAUGAGUGGGACUGCCGGAGUCGGAGCGGGAGCAUUGUGGAGCUGAUUAUUGGAGGAGGGUCUUCCUGCAGCCCCAUGCUUUCCAGAAAACAAAAAGGGAAGGUGCUCCUGGGAGAAGCAGCUGCCCUGGAGGACGACUCGGAGUCGAGGUCAGAGGGCAGCAGCCCAGCCUUUGCAGCCUCUGUUAAGGGGGAGACCAGUGGUGAGCUGGCUGCCCCCACGGGCCUCUCCACACCUGGCUCGACCGACUCGGCCUUGCAUGACAUCAUCACGGAGCAGCCACGCGCGCAGCACACACUGCAGCCCGACUCGAUGGACCUGAGCACAGCCACCAAUGGUGACGAGGAGGACAUUCUGAGCCCUAGCUCCAGCCAGAUCAGUACUGUUCCAUCUGACCCCACCCUGGACCUCAAUGACGGCACACAGGCCUCAUCGCCCAUCAGUGAGAGCUCCCAGACCACGACUGAGGGGCCAGACUCUGCCAUCACCCCUUCUGACAGUUCUGAAAUUGUCUUAGAUGGUGUGGAUGGCCAGUACUUGGGGAUCAGCCAGCCAGAGGAUGAGGACAUUUCCGAUGAAGCAUCAGAUGCCUUCCGAGGCUCCUCCCUUGCCCUGCAGCAGGCUCGCUUGCUGGACAGCUCGGGCCACAGCAGGCAGUCAUCUGACAGUAGCGUGGAACGCUUCCUGUGCCGAGAAGACGCACCUGAAGCUGGCAAGCUGGAAAACAAGCCCUGCCGGAUCAAAGGCAAUAUUGGUCAGUCCACAGACGACGAUUCUCCUCCUCUUGUCCACUGUGUCCGCCUUUUGUCAGCAUCAUUUUUGCUGACGGGGGAAAAGAAAGCCCUGGUUCCUGACAGGGACGUUCGGGUCAGCGUGAAGGCACUGGCACUCAGCUGUGUGGGAGCAGCAGUGGCCCUGCACCCCGAGGCCUUCUUCAGCAAACUCUACAAAGUCCCUCUAGACCGAACAGAAUACCCAGAGGAGCAGUACGUGUCUGAUGUCCUGAACUACAUUGACCAUGGAGACCCGCAGGUCCGAGGAGCCACUGCUCUCCUCUGCGGGACCCUUAUCUGCUCCGUCCUGAAACGGUCCCGCUUCCACGUGGGACACUGGACCAGCAACAUCCGAAUGCUGACAGGAAACUCUUUUUCUUUGGUGGACUGCAUCCCUUUGUUGCAGAAAACGCUCAAAGACGAGUCUUCUGUCACCUGCAAGUUGGCUUGCACAGCUGUAAGGCACUGCGUCAUGAGUCUGUGCAGCAGCUGUUACAGUGCGCUGGGCCUGCAACUGCUCACUGACGUGCUGAGCCUGAGGAACAGCUCCUACUGGCUAGUGCGUACUGAGCUCCUGGAGAUCCUGGCAGAGAUUGAUUUCCGGUUGGUGAGCUUUUUGGAGGCGAAAGCAGACCGCUUACACCGUGGAGCACAUCACUACACUGGGCUUUUGAACCUGCAGGAGCGAGUACUUGAUAAUGUUGUCAUCUAUUUGCUUGGGGAUGAAGACCCCAGGGUCCGGCAUGUUGCUGCAGCUACAUUAGUGAAGCUUGUCCCAAAGCUGUUCUAUAAGUGUGACCAAGGACAAGCUGAUCCAGUGGUAGCUGUGGCCCGGGACCAGAGCAGCGUUUACCUGAAGCUGCUCAUGCAUGAGACACAGCCAUCCUGCCACUUCUCUGUGAGCACGGUCACCAGAAUCUAUAGAGGCUAUAACUUACUGCCCAGCAUCACUGAUGUUACGAUAGAAAACAACCUUUCGAGAGUGAUUGCAAUGGUUUCUCGGGGCCUGAUCACAUCUACCACACGCGCACUCACGUUUGGAUGCUGUGAAGCCUUGUGUCUCCUCUCAACGGCCUUUCCCAUCUGCAUCUGGAGUUUGGGUUGGCACUGUGGGGUGCCCCUGCUGAGCGCCAGCAUUGAGUCCCGCAAAAGCUGCACGAUUGGGAUGGCGCCCAUGAUACUCACGCUGCUCUCAUCCGCCUGGUUCCCACUGGACCUCUCUGCCCACCAGGAUGCCCUCAUUCUGACUGGCAACUUGCUGGCAGCCAGUGCCCCUAAGUCCCUGCGGAACUCCUGGAGUUCUGAGGAUGAGGCUGCAUCCGGGAGGCAGGAGGAGGUGUGGCCCGCACUAGGGGACCGCAGCCUGGUGCCCAUGGUGGAACAGCUCUUCUCCCACCUGCUCAAGGUCAUCAACAUCUGUGCCCAUGUCCUGGAUGAUGUCACUCCUGGGCCCGCUCUCAAGGCAGCCUUGCCAUCUCUGACCAAUCCCCCAUCGCUGAGCCCUAUCCGCCGAAAGGGAAAGGAGAAGGAGUCUGUGGAAUCAGCGUCCGUGCCGCAGAGUCCAAAGAAGGGCAGCGAAGCUAGCCCAGCCUUUCGCCAAUCAGAUGUCUCAGGGACUGCUCCAGCCAACAAAUCGUCAUCACUGGGGAGUUUCUAUCAUCUUCCUUCCUAUCUAAAACUGCACGAUGUCCUGAAGGCCACACACGCUAACUACAAGGUCACCCUGGAUCUUCAGAACACCUCUGAGAAAUUUGGUAGCUUUCUUCGCGCUGCCCUUGAUGUUCUCGCACAGAUCCUAGAGCUGGCGACCUUGCAGGACAUUGGAAAGUGUGUUGAAGAGAUCCUGGGGUACCUGAAAUCCUGUUUCAACCGAGAACCCACCAUGGCGACUGUCUGUGUCCAGCAACUGCUAAAGACUCUCUUCGGGACCAACCUGGCCUCCCAGUUUGAAGGCCUGUCUACAAACCCCAGCAAGUGCCAAAGCCGUACCCAGCGUCUCGGCUCAUCGAGUGUGAGGCCUGGCUUGUACCACUACUGCUUCAUGGCUCCCUACACCCACUUCACCCAGGCCCUGGCCGAUGCAAGCCUGAGAAACAUGGUGCAAGCUGAGCAGGACCAUGAUCCCUCAGGCUGGUUCGAUGUGCUCCAGAAAGUGUCCACUCAACUCAAGAGCAAUCUCACUGGUGUCUCCAAGAUCCGUGCAGAUAAGAAUGCCAUUCACAGUCACAUCCGCUUGUUUGAGCCUCUGGUUAUCAAGGCACUGAAGCAAUAUACCACCACCACAUCUGUGCGGCUGCAGAGGCAGGUGCUGGACCUACUGGCACAGUUGGUUCAACUGAGGGUCAACUAUUGCCUACUGGACUCUGACCAGGUGUUUAUUGGAUUUGUCCUGAAACAGUUUGAGUACAUUGAAGUCGGCCAGUUCAGGGAAUCUGAGGCAAUUAUUCCAAACAUCUUUUUCUUCCUGGUGCUGCUAUCUUACGAGCGCUAUCAUUCUAAGCAGAUCAUCGGGAUCCCCAAAAUCAUCCAGCUCUGUGAUGGCAUCAUGGCCAGUGGCAGGAAGGCUGUGACCCAUGCCAUCCCGGCCCUGCAGCCCAUCGUUCACGACCUAUUUGUGUUGAGGGGAACUAAUAAGGCUGACGCAGGGAAAGAACUGGAAACACAGAAGGAGGUGGUGGUGUCCAUGCUUCUGAGACUCAUCCAGUACCACCAGGUGGUGGAGAUGUUUAUCCUGGUUUUGCAGCAGUGCCACAAGGAGAAUGAAGACAAGUGGAAGCGUCUGUCACGGCAGGUGGCAGAUGUUGUCCUCCCCAUGCUGGCCCGGCAGCAGAUGCACAUUGACUCCCAUGAAGCCCUGGGUGUGGUGAACACACUCUUCGAGAUCCUGGCCCCAGCCUCCCUGCGACCUGUGGACAUGCUCCUCCGGAGUAUGUUCGUCACCCCCGACACUAUGAGCUCGGUGAGCACAGUCCAGCUGUGGAUUGCUGGCAUCCUGUCCAUCCUGAGGGUUCUCAUUUCCCAGUCGACGGAAGACAUCGUCCUGUCUCGCAUCCAGGAGCUCUCCUUGUCCCCCUGCUUCAUCUCCUGCCCAGUCAUCAAUCGAUUGCGUGAGGGGGACCAGAGUCCCGUACCAGAGGAACAUGGAGAAGGCAGACAGCCCAAGAGCCUGCCUGAAGAAAUGUUCGCUAGGUUUCUGCUGCAGCUGGUUGGCAUCCUGCUCGAGGACAUUGGCACAAAGCAGCUGAGGGUAGACAUGAGCGAGCAGCAGCACACAUUCUACUGCCAGGAAUUGGGCACAUUGCUCAUGUGCCUUAUCCACAUCUUUAAGUCAGGGAUGUUCCGGAGGAUCACAGCUGCUGCCACGCGCCUCUUCACAGUCACAGGCACCGACAGCACCUUCUAUGGACUUGAGAGCCUGAAUGCGUGUGUGCGUGCCAUGGCGCCCACACACCCAGCACUUGUGCUGCUGUGGUGCCAGGUCCUACUGCUCGUCAGCCAUACAGACUACCGCUGGUGGGCGGAGGUGCAGCAGACCCCUAAAAGGCGCAGUCUGUCCAGCAUGAAGACCCUCGGCCUGCAGCUCUCUGGAGACGAGGAUAUAGACUCAGCAGCCCGACUAGGCGUGUGCAACCAAGAGAUCGUGCGGCGGGGUGCCCUCAUCCUCUUCUGUGACUAUGUGUGUCAGAACCUGCAUGACUCGGAGCACCUGACGUGGCUCAUCGUUAACCACAUUCAGGACCUGAUCAGCCUCUCCCACGAGCCACCCGUGCAGGACUUUAUCAGUGCCAUCCACCGCAACUCAGCAGCCAGUGGCCUCUUCAUUCAGGCCAUUCAGUCCCGUUGUGACAACCUAGCAUCGCCUGCUACCCUGAAGAAGACGCUGCAGUGCCUGGAGGGGAUCCACCUGAGCCAGUCAGGUGCUGUGCUCACGCUCUAUGUGGACAAGCUGCUCUGCACCCCGCUGCGUGUGCUGGCACGCAUGGUCGACACCCUGGCUUGUCGCCGGGUUGAAAUGCUACUGGCAGCAAAUCUACAGAGCAGUGCAGCGCAGCUGCCUGGCGAAGAAGUGAACCGCAUCCAGGAGCACCUGCAGAGCAGCGGGCUUGCCCAGAGACACCAGCGCCUCUACUCCCUGCUGGACAGGCUCCGCCUCACUGCAGCCCCCAGCUCCCUUGGCCCCGCUCCUCCACUCACGUCACACCCACUAGAUGGGGAAGGGCUGCUGGCACUGGAGACGGUGAACCCAGACAAGGACUGGUACAUCCGUCUGGUGAAAUCCCAGUGCUGGACCAGGUCCGAUUCUGCCCUGCUGGAAGGGGCGGAGCUGGUGAGCGGCAUCCCCGCUGGGGACCUGAGCCCGUUCAUGAUGGCCCCGGAGUUCAACGUCAGCCUUCUCGCCCCCUGCCUGGGCCUGGGUCUGCGUGAAAUUUCUGGGGGCCAGAAGAGCCCCCUUUUCGAAGCCGCUCAAAUGGUGACUCUGGAGCGUGUGGCCAGCAUGGUCCAGCAGCUCCCUGCUGUCCACCAAGUUUUCCAGCCCUUCCUGCCAGUGGAGCCUAAUGCCUACUGGAACAAGCUAGACGACCUAUUUGGGGACACUGCACUCUACUGCUCCUUGACCACCUUGGCCCGAGCACUGGCCCAAUACCUGCUAGCUGCUUCCAAGCUUCCUGGCCAUUUGCACCUUCCCCCAGAGAGGGAGGGUGACAUCGUGAAGUUCGUGGUGAUGGUUCUGGAGGCACUGGCAUGGCACCUGGUCCAUGAGCGCAUCCCGAUGAGCCUGGACCUGCAGGCUGGCCUGGAUUGCUGCUGCCUGGCUCUACAACUGCCCCGCCUGUGGAAUGUGGCCUCUUCCCCGGAGAUGGUCACCCACACCUGCUCCCUUAUUCAUUGUGUCCGCUGCCUCCUGGAAGCCAUUGUGGUUCAGCCUGGGGACCAGCUGCUGAGUCCAGACAGGACCGACAUUCCACACACUGUUGGAGCCAAUGUCAAUGCCAGUGUCCAGACCCCUGGGUACGUGGUGGCAGCUUGUGCGAUGAUGGCGGAAAUGGUGGAGUCCCUGCCAUCAGUGCUGGCCCUGGGCCACCAGAGGAGCAGCAGCGUGCCCGCCUUCCUCACACCUGUGCUCAGGAACAUCGUGGUCAGCCUGGCCCGCCUGCCCCUCGUCAACAGCUAUACCCGUGUUCCCCCGCUGGUGUGGAAGCUCGGCUGGUCCCCCAGACCAGGAGGAGAUUUCGGAACAUUGUACCCUGAGAUCCCUGUGGAGUUCUUGCAGGAGAAGGAAGUUCUCAAGGAUUUCAUCUACCGUGUUAACACUCUAGGGUGGACCAGCCGGACCCAGUUUGAGGAAACUUGGGCCUCCCUUCUCGGAGUCUUGGUGACACAGCCCCUGGUGAUGGAGCAGGAGGAGAGCCCACCAGAAGAGGACACAGAGAGGACCCAGAUCAACGUCCUGGCUGUGCAAGCCAUCAGCUCGCUGGUACUAAGCGCGAUGACGGUACCUGUGGCUGGCAACCCUGCUGUGAGCUGCUUGGAGCAGCAGCCGCGGAGCAAGCCCUUAAAGGCCCUCGACACCAGAUUUGGGAGGAAGCUGAGCAUCAUUCGAGGAAUCGUCGAGCAAGAAAUUCAGGCAAUGGUUUCAAAGAGAGAGAACCUCGCCACCCAUCACCUGUACCAGGCGUGGGAUCCCAUCCCAUCUCUGUCUCCUGCCACUACAGGUGUCCUCAUCAGCCAUGACAAUCUGCUCCUGCAGACCAACCCAGAGCGGGAGCUGGGCGACAUGAGCUACCAGCUGGGCCAGGUGUCCAUCCACUCUGUGUGGCUGGGGAACAACAUCACACCCCUGAGGGUGGAGGAGUGGGAGGAGGAAGAGGAGGAGGAGGAAGAGGCGACUGAUACACCCACCCCAGCCUCCCCACCUACAUCCCCCAUCAAUUCCAGAAAGCACCGGGCUGGUGUGGACAUCCACUCCUGUUCGCAGUUUCUCCUAGAGUUGUAUACACGCUGGAUCCUGCCUUCUAGUUCAGCCAGAAAGAUGCCCGUUAUCCUCAUUAGUGAAGUGGUGCGCUCUCUCCUCGUUGUGUCGGACCUGUUCACUGAACGCAGCCAGUUUGAGAUGAUGUACUCAACGCUGAUGGAGCUGCGGAGGGUGCACCCUGUGGAGGACGAGAUCCUGCUGCAGUACCUGGUGCCCGCCACUUGCAAGGCAGCUGCUGUGCUUGGCAUGGACAAAGCAGUGGCUGAGCCUGUCAGCAGGCUGCUGGAGAGUGCCCUGCGCAGUGGCCACCUGCCCAGCAAGAUCGGGGCACUGCAUGGUAUCCUCUAUGUGCUGGAGUGUGACCUACUAGACGACACAGCAAAGCAGCUUGUCCCACUCGUCAGCGACUAUGUGCUCACCACCCUCAAGGCUGUGGCUCCCUGUGUGAACAUUCACAGCCAGUGGCAUGUGCUGGUAACAUGUGCCACUGCCUUCUACCUGAUCGAGAACUACCCUUUGGACGUGGGGCCCGACUUCUCAGCCUCCGUCAUCCAGCUGUGUGGGGUAAUGUUGUCGGCUAGCGAGGAGGCCACCCCGUCCAGCGUCUACCACUGCGUGCUACGGGGCCUGGAGCGCCUCCUGCUGUCCGAGCAGCUUUCGCGACUUGAUGCCGAGUCCCUGGUGAAGCUAAGCGUGGACAGAAUCAACGUGCACAGCCCACACCGCGCACUGGCAGCCCUGGGCCUGAUGCUCACCUGCAUGUACACAGGGAAAGAGAAGAUGAGCCCAGGCAGGGCCUCAGCCCCCAGCCCCACGGCCCCAGACAGCGAGUCGGUGAUCGUGGCCAUGGAGCGAGUAUCUGUGCUUUUUGACAGGAUCCGGAAGGGCUUUCCUUGUGAGGCCCGCGUGGCAGCACGGAUCUUGCCUCAGUUUCUAGAUGACUUCUUCCCACCCCAGGACGUGAUGAAUAAGGUCAUUGGGGAGUUUCUGUCCAAUCAGCAGCCAUACCCGCAGUUCAUGGCCACCGUGGUGUACAAGGUCUUCCAGACACUGCACAACUCGGGCCAGUCAUCCAUGGUACGGGACUGGGUCAUGCUGUCGUUGUCCAACUUCACGCAGAGGACCCCAGUGGCCAUGGCCGUUUGGAGUCUCUCCUGCUUCUUCAUCAGCGCCUCCACCAGCCCCUGGGUGUCAGCCAUUCUCCCACAUGUGGUGAGCAGAAUGGGCAAACUGGAGCAGGUGGAUGUCAGCCUCUUCUGCUUGGUAGCUACUGACUUCUACAGGCGGCAGAUUGAGGAGGAGCUGGACCGCCGCGCCUUCCAAUCAGUGUUCGAGGUGGUGGCGGGCCCUGGAAGCCCUUACCAGCGGUUGCUCACAUGCCUGCAGAAGCUCCACAAGGACUCCACGUGCUGAGCUCCUGACCGCUGCACCCCACCUCCACACUGCACUCCUGACAGGCACCUGGACUGACUGAUGAGGCUGCGUGCAGGGAACGCAGCGUGUCUGCCCUGCCUGCUAGCGCACGUGCCCGGCCAGGUGCCCUACAUCUGCGUCUGGGACGCAGAAGCACCCCUGCCCACCCGGCCGGCCCCACAGCACUGCCUAUGGCUCCGUGAGGUCCAGAGCUGGGGAGGCUGGCACUCGGGUUGUUGUGGAGCCAGGAGCCUGGGCUCAGUGCCCCACUUCCCUUUCUCAGGAUUUGAACUUUAGUGAUAUCAGUAAAGAGAUUAAUUUUAAAGUA